Messenger RNA from Pocillopora meandrina, 974 nucleotides. NCBI's taxonomy places the organism in Eukaryota, Metazoa, Cnidaria, Anthozoa, Scleractinia, Pocilloporidae. The record is from the annotation of a GenBank genome assembly.
UGGUCCGAAGAAACAAUAGCUUUUAACUUAGACAACGCGAAGACACCUAAAGAAAAACGAUCAGGGUACUCUGUCGUCCAAGUGCAACUUGAAAAUAGAGGUAAGAUUUUCUUCAUUAGGGUGUGGUUGUUAUCGUUGUUGUCAUAGGUGCUGUGCUGUUCAUAAAGUUAGAAAUGUCUGUAUGAAGUAAAAACUUUCAUUUUUAUUCAUUUCAGGAAUAAAGUACAAUGUGGAUUCAAUAAUAAACAAAUGGAAGAAGAUGAAGAAACAGUUCAAGAAAGAAGUGGAUAAAUCCACAAGAAGUGGGACUGGUCGAAGGGAAAAAUGGCGAUAUUUCGACGAUAUGCAGGCCAUUUGCGGGCAUCGAGACAACAUUACACCAACAGUUUUGUUGGAAUCCUCAAAGGAUAAUGACCAUUCUGAUCAUUCAGAGGGUGAAUCCACUAAUGAUACUGAAAGUUGCGAAAUUGGUAAGAAUGUCAGUGUGUGGUUUGUUUUCCGUUAUGGAAACAUUGGACGGUCGGUCAUGUAUUUUUUUAAUUCCCCUACCUUAUUUACCAAUUAUCUUUAAAUAACCAUAAUGCUGUUGUUUGUUAUUUUUGUAAGAUCUGUGGAGCAAUUCGACCUUUGAAAGUGGCAUAGUUGAUGAACAGCAGACUAGUGAAGGUCAAAGCACUAAGGUACAGGUGGACCUGAAAGACCUUGAGAAAGACCCAGGACAAGAAGGGAAAAAGGCCCUUAAAAGAGAUGCAGAAACCUUGAGUACUUCAAGAAAGCCAAAGAAAACUAAGUUAGAAAAGUCCCUUAAACUGUUGUGUGAUAGCUUUAAGGAAGCAACUGAAAUGGAGAUGAAACAGCAGCAGAAGAUUGAAGAAGAGCGCCAUAAGAGAGAAAUGGAAUUUCAGUGGAAGUUAAGGCAACUGGAAAUGAAACGAAGACGAAAAGAAAGGCAACACGAGUUGUCAGUUUUAUAG